This is a messenger RNA of Oncorhynchus kisutch (coho salmon), 2106 nucleotides long. RefSeq names its product sodium- and chloride-dependent GABA transporter 2. Gene Ontology annotation, molecular function: gamma-aminobutyric acid:sodium:chloride symporter activity. Gene Ontology annotation, biological process: nitrogen compound transport; amino acid transport; sodium ion transmembrane transport. Gene Ontology annotation, cellular component: cell projection; plasma membrane. The transcript is spliced from 16 exons. The record is from RefSeq and is a predicted model, not a curated record. NCBI's taxonomy places the organism in Eukaryota, Metazoa, Chordata, Actinopteri, Salmoniformes, Salmonidae. Bases 398 to 1981 code for a protein of 527 amino acids.
GCUUAGGAGCAUGCUGUCUGAGGGGAAUACUGAUCAGUCUGCCGUUACAGCACAGACCCAGACCACUGCGAGGAUGGGGGAGGAGACAAUGGUAAUGGAGGGAAAUUUCCCAAAGGAUCACAGUCAUAACCUGCCUGCCCAGGACAUCAGUCUGGUGAAGGGCCAAAAGAAGAGCCAGUUGCUGCUAGACCGUGGCCAGUGGGCCAACAAGCUAGAGUUCCUCUUGGCCGUGGCAGGCACCUUGGUGGGGCUGGGGAACUUGUGGAGGUUCCCAUAUCUGUGUUACAAAAAUGGAGGAGGUUUCAUUAUGAUCGUAGUGGGUGUAGUUGGUGACACUUUACAUUAAGGUGCAUUCCUGAUUCCCUAUGUUCUGUUCCUGCUCUCCUGUGGGAUCCCCAUGUUCCUCCUGGAGACGGCCAUGGGACAGUACACCUCGCAGGGCUGCAUCACCUGCUGGAGACACUUCUGCCCUCUCUUUGAAGGGAUUGGUUAUGCCACCCAGGUGGUCAUUGCGUAUGCUGCAGUGUCAUACAUCAUCAUCCAGGCCUGGGCCUUCUUCUACUUGUUCUCCUCCUUCAGUGCCGAGGUGCCAUGGGCCAGCUGCAGAAACCCAUGGAAUACAGAAUCUUGUGUAGAAUUUGACAAGAGGAAUCUGUCAGCUAACUGGACAGUCCCUGUGAAUGCAACUUCACCUGCGACAGAGUUCUGGGAGCGCAGGGUGUUGAGCAUAUCAACAGGGAUAGAACAGAUUGGUAGACUGCGGUGGGAGCUGGCUCUGUGUCUGCUGCUGGCCUGGAUACUCUGCUACUUCUGUGUCUGGAAAGGAGUGAAGUCUACUGGGAAGGUGGUGUAUUUCACAGCUACCUUUCCCUAUCUGAUGUUGAUCGUUCUAUUGGCUCGGGGACUCACGUUACCUGGAGCUAUUGAUGGGAUCAAGUUCUACCUCUACCCGGACCCUGCAAGACUGGUCGACCCACAGGUAUGGAUGGAUGCUGGAGCACAGGUGCUUUUCUCCUUUGGUAUCUGUCAAGGGAGUCUGACUGCACUGGGCAGCUACAAUCAUUAUAACAAUGAUUGCUAUAAGGACACGUUUGUGCUGUGUUUGGUGAAUGGAGGAUCAAGCUUCGUUGCUGGGUUUGCUAUCUUCUCUGUGUUGGGCUUCAUGUCAUAUGAACAGGGGCUGCCCAUAUCUGAAGUUGCAGCAUCAGGUCCUGGCCUGGCUUUCAUAGCCUAUCCUCGUGCCGUGGCCAUGAUGCCUUUACCUCAGUUGUGGUCCAUAUGUUUCUUCGUCAUGGUCAUCUUGCUGGGUGCUGACACACAGUUUGUCAGUCUGGAGUGCCUGAUGACCUCUGUGACAGACAUGUUCCCCACCGUGUUUCGAAGGGGGUACCGUCGAGAGCUGCUGCUGCUUUGUCUCUGCUCUGUCUGCUUCUUCCUGGGACUCCUUCUGGUCACAGAGGGAGGCUUAUAUUUUCUACAACUUUUUGACCAUUACGUGUGCAGUGGCAACAAUCUCCUUCUGCUCUCCGUCUGCCAGUCAAUAGCAAUCGGUUGGAUUUAUGGAGUGGAUCGUCUCUAUGACAACAUAGAAGAUAUGAUUGGGUAUCGUCCCUGGCCAGUGAUUAAGUACUGUUGGCUUUACGUCACCCCUACAGUCUGUUUGGGUACAUUCAUCUUUUCCUUGGUACAAUAUAAGCCCCUAAAGUUCAACAAAACCUAUUUGUACCCUGACUGGGCAUAUGCAUUGGGGUGGUUCCUGGGGCUCGCCUGUGUGGCUCUGGUGCCUCUGUGGAUGAUCUGGAAGGUCUAUCGGUCCAAAUUGACAGUCUGGCAGAGCCUAAAACAGCUAUGUCGCCCAGAAACCAACAAGGCCCUCAACCAGAAGCAGCAAACUCCUGAACAGUGCCCUCUGAACCCAGAUUCCAUUCUUAAUCUUGAGUACAAGGGAAGUGGUGUAGUUGAGCUAGAGAUGCACACAUGACAUCUUGCUAAUUUGAAAACAUGAUACAUAGUACUUUUGAUAUGAUAUUUUCAGUGCCCAAUUAAACAGUCCAUACAUAAGUAUUGUAUAUUUGAGGAAUAUAUGCAAAUAAAAAAUUGUAAUCA